Molecule: messenger RNA, 1236 nt
Organism: Debaryomyces fabryi
Lineage: Eukaryota; Fungi; Ascomycota; Pichiomycetes; Serinales; Debaryomycetaceae
Exons: 1
Coding region: 1-1236 (411 amino acids)
Biological process (GO): translational termination
Molecular function (GO): translation release factor activity
Source: RefSeq, a predicted model, not a curated record
AUGUUGAAGACUUUGAUUUGGAAGUCAUGUACAAAUCGUGCUCGAAUUACAAGGGUGUCAAAAAUUAAGAGAAUAUUUAGGUACUAUUCAACUCCAUCCAGUAAUACGAUAAGUAUAGAUGAUUUACCCCAAAUACAUCCAUUGCUUUUGAAAAGAGCCGAAUCAAUGAAGGAUGAAUUCAAAGUGCUAGAAGCUAAAAUAUCUGAAGGUUCCUUCGACCAAGAAACCAAUGUUAAGUUUUCGAAUAUUUCAGUGAUCUUAGAUAAUUAUCAUAAAUAUCAACAAGAAAUUGAAAAUCUUAAAUCUUUGUUAGAAAUCUUGCAUGAGGAGGAAGAUGCCGAGAUGGUUCACGAAGCAUCGAAUGAAUUAAAGGAUGUGAUCCCUAAAAUAUUCAAUUUUACAAAGUUAUUACAAAGCAGACUUUUACCACCAGUCACGCACAGUGACAGACCUGCCAUGUUGGAGUUAAGACCUGGUGUUGGAGGAUCUGAAGCUGCGUUGUUCACUGGUGAUCUAUUAAAUAUGUAUAUUAAUUUUGCCAAUAAUAUGAAAUGGAAAUGGUCUAUGAUACUGGAAAGUCAUGGUAAUAAUGGUAGUAUAAAUGAAGCGAUAAUAAGUAUCGACAAUCCAGGUGCAUAUAACGUAUUGAGACACGAAAGUGGUGUUCAUAGAGUACAAAGAAUCCCCAGUACUGAAACAAAAGGAAGAAUACAUACCUCAACUGCAGCUGUGGUGGUGUUGCCUAAGAUGUCCGAUGGUAAUGAAUCUUCCUUGAAGGAAGAUGAACGUCAAUUUCAACCUGGUGAGGUUAGAAUCGACACAAUGAGAGCAGGUGGAAAAGGUGGCCAGCAUGUCAACACCACUGACUCUGCGGUUCGUCUUACACAUAUUCCAACGGGAAUUCAAGUUCAACAACAAGAUGAAAGAUCUCAACCUAAAAAUAAGGCUAAAGCAUUUUCUAUCUUAAGAGCAAGAUUGGCUGCGCUAGAAAGAGAUAAAGAAAUAGCAGAACAAAGAAAGUUAAGGACAGAUCAGGUCACAACAACUGAUAGAUCCGACAAAAUCAGAACAUAUAACUACCCUCAAAAUAGAGUCACUGACCACAGAUGCGGCUUCUCGUUAUAUGAUAUUGCUGGUUGUAUGGGGGGAUAUAGACUUAACGAAAUUGUUGAAAACGUUGAGCAACAUGAAUUUGAAGAAAGACUCGAGGAUUUAAUUGCAAAAAGUAAAUCUUAA